AUGUCACAGGAAUUCCCACCUCUCGCGACAAUCCCGCCUCUCACAUUGCAUGAAUCAAUCAAGCGAAAUGAACUUGAUGCAUCAAAACCGGUCCAUGCUUGGCUGGCAUCUCUCUCGAAAACAUUAAACGAGGGAAAGUCUGCCGAUUUCUCCGUUCUCUUCUUGGAGAAAGACUCUUGGUGGAGAGACUUUGUCGCUCUCACAUGGGAUAUCGAGUGCAGGAAUGGUGCUGAUGCUAUUCACGAGUUCCUCCGCCACUCCAAGGCUGGUCUGACUGGCGUAGCGGUCGGGGAGACACCGGCUUUGCAGCCCCAGUUGGUAGAUAUGGGAGGAUUGCUGUUUAUACAGUCUGGGUUUACUUUCAAGACCGACUUUGGUACUGGACGAGGGGUCUUGAGGUUAGCAAACGUCGGAUUCAAUGAGUGGAAGGCAUGGACGGUUUUCACCAGCCUAGAGCGACUGCAUGGACAGACGGAGGUUGACAUGUCGGUUGUUGGCACCCAAGGAGUCGACGCCAUAAGCCAUGGAGCAAGUGGAGGAUCCAUGGCAAACGCAAAUGACCAUUUACAAGUAUUAGUAAUUGGAGCAGGCCAUUCUGGGUUGGCGCUCGCUGCGCAUCUCAAGCAUCUCGGCCUCAGAUAUCUUGUCGUCGAGCAGGAAUCACAGCCAGGCAGCGCAUGGCGGGCCAGAUACAAGACCCUGAAGUCCCACACUCCGAAAUACUCAGACCACUAUCCGUUCCUUCAGUAUCCGAGUGACUGGCCGACAUGGCUCGGCCGGGAACACAUCAUCAACUGGAUGGAUCAUUAUAGCAAAGCCCUAGGUCUAAACAUUGAGUACGGAGCUCACGCGCAAAAGGUCAAAUACGAUGAGGCGGGGAAACAAUAUUCAGUCGAGUUGGGCGGAAGUGAAGGCAGCCGAACAGUACGAUGCAAGCACUUGGUCCUCGCCACUGGUUUAGUUAGCAAAGUUCCCAACUGUCCAGAGUUCUUCGGUCAGAAUACUUUUCAGGGUCAAACGUACCACAGCUCCUCACAUAAGUCCGCUGGCGAGAUUCCAGACGUGAAAGAUAAGAAAAUAACCAUCCUAGGAUGCGGAACGAGCGCCCACGACAUCGCCCUGGACUUCGUCAACCACGGUGCGAAGAGUGUUACCAUGAUCCAAAGGCAUCCCAUCUAUGUACUAUCCCUCGACUCUUUAGAGAAGUUCCAAGUGCCAUUGUGGAAUACCCCCGGUAUGAUGGCCGCCAAUGAUAUGGAGAUCCUUAAAGGAUUGGAGAAAGCCGGCAUGGCUGUCAAAAGAGGCGAUAAGGGAGACAGCCUGCUUGAUCACCAACUCGUCAAACUGGGUCGGCUGUAUAUCGAUCAGGGAGCAUCGCGCAUGAUCAUUGAUGGUCGUAUCAAAGUCAUCCAGUGCGAACAUGGCGUGCGCGAGUUCUACUCGAAUGGUGUCAUCUUGGGCAAUGGCACAAGUAUCGCGUCCGACGUUGUUGUCUUUGCGACGGGGUUUCAGCAUAGCAAGAGAACGAUCGAAGCCAUAAUGGGUAAAGACGUGAGCAACAGAGUAGGAAAUAUGGGGGCGUUGGAUGAUGUUCAGGAGGUUGUUGGAUGGUGGAGGCCUACAGAAAUGCCUGGUUUCUGGUACAUGACAGGAAACUUCCUCCUAGCAAGACAGCUAGCUCCAGUCUUGGCUCUGCAGAUUAAUGCCAUUGAGUGUGGACUGAACACGGAUUAUUACAAAGAGGGUUGA
Messenger RNA from Talaromyces atroroseus, 1749 nucleotides. RefSeq lists its product as hypothetical. The transcript is spliced from 4 exons. Gene Ontology annotation, molecular function: monooxygenase activity; flavin adenine dinucleotide binding. NCBI's taxonomy places the organism in Eukaryota, Fungi, Ascomycota, Eurotiomycetes, Eurotiales, Trichocomaceae. The record is from RefSeq and is a predicted model, not a curated record. The coding region runs from base 1 to 1749 and encodes 582 amino acids.